AUGUCGGUCAAGAUACAGUUCAAGACGUUCGAAUCGGCGGUAGACGCAGCCAGGAUGGCUGGCAGAGCACCGACUGUGCUGGUUCUCGGUCCAUGGCAUACAGGCACGCACGGUCUUGCAGCCAACCUUUCUGAAGAAGGCUACCAGGUGGUGUUGGUAGACACUACACCCGGUUCCGCCUCGCUUGAAGCUCUUCGACGUCGACCAGCUGCUGCUGAAACCGAGCAGUACACUGUUGACCAACAUUCGCGCGUCACCAACGGCUGGUGUAUUGCUAGAAACCUCAUCCACCUUAUCGAUUCCCACAUUCACGGUGGCUGGAACAACUUUACCGCUCUCAUCGCUUUCGGCUUGGAGCGGCAGGAUGCCGAUGUCACGCAUGCGCUGCACAUGCAAAGUUCGCAUCGUGGCGGCCUGUCCGCUGUCGUAGCCUACGGCGCGCAACUCACCAAAAGCCAGGUACUCGAAGCGGUUGGGCGUAUCUCAGAGUACCCGUUUCUCUCGCACUUGCCAGAGUCAGACCAAGAGCUGGUAGAUGCUCUGGUGCGAGCAGCCAAAAAGGGCGAAAUUCCACAAGACGCUCUACCAUUCCAUCCCGAGCUGUGCCAAUUUCAAGCAUCGUUGGGUCCCAUCAAGGCCAAGAUGGUCUCGAUCUUCACCUAUGCUUCGAUUGGCGUGGACCAAGAUGCUUCGGUUUGGGGAUGUGCAUUCCCAUUCUCGCACCAUACCAAGGACUUUGCCUUCGCUCAGGAUUCGAGCGUUAACGAUGCACACCGAAGUGCAGCGGCCAUGAGCUACUCUCGCACUGUAGCUCUGCUCAAAUCGACUAUGGGACCACGUUUCCCGCUUGAACAGCUUUGGGACCAACAUACAUACUUUGAAUUUGCUACUCGCGAUGCUGCAAAGACGAUGACGACCAUGGUGGCGCAGCCGUAUGUCAACCACGUCGCAUGCCUGACCGGCGGUGCAGGCUUUGAGCAACUUGCGCGCUUCUACCAGCACCACUUUACCUCGGUGUCUCCGCCGGAUACAACGCUCAUCCCGAUUUCUCGCACGAUAGGAAGCGACCGUAUCAUCGACGAGAUGCUGUUCAGUUGCACACACACGACGCAGAUCGACUACUUUCUACCCGGAGUACCACCGACAGGUCGCAAGUUGCGCAUCCCCAUGGUGGGCAUCGUCAAUCUGCGCGGUGACAAAUUGGCUUACGAAAGCCUGUAUUGGGAUCAAGCCAACGCGCUCGUACAGCUAGGCCUGCUGGAUGCAGUCAGCAGCUCACUCGAUCCAGACGUCACACUCCCCAUAGCGGGCGAUCAGGUGGCACAGAAGAUCCUCCAUCCUUACGGCAUACCCUCAAACCAUCUGAUGCCCAACUGGCCAGACAGCGAGUCAAAGAGCAUACCUGGCAUCACCAACGACACGGCUGCCUAA
Molecule: messenger RNA, 1431 nt
Organism: Mycosarcoma maydis (corn smut)
Lineage: Eukaryota; Fungi; Basidiomycota; Ustilaginomycetes; Ustilaginales
Exons: 1
Coding region: 1-1431 (476 amino acids)
Biological process (GO): polyketide metabolic process
Source: RefSeq, a predicted model, not a curated record